This is a messenger RNA of Penicillium coprophilum, 2070 nucleotides long. RefSeq lists its product as uncharacterized. Lineage: Eukaryota; Fungi; Ascomycota; Eurotiomycetes; Eurotiales; Aspergillaceae. The record is from RefSeq and is a predicted model, not a curated record. Gene Ontology annotation, molecular function: acyl-CoA oxidase activity; FAD binding; fatty acid binding. The coding region runs from base 1 to 2070 and encodes 689 amino acids. Gene Ontology annotation, biological process: fatty acid beta-oxidation using acyl-CoA oxidase; lipid homeostasis. The transcript has 6 exons. Gene Ontology annotation, cellular component: peroxisome.
AUGCAUGAUUUCACGGAUAACCUUCGCCCAGGCCAACCAGACGGGCCAACAACACUAGCCCGCGAGCGUCAGCAAUCCAACAUUGCCACUGAAGAGCUAGGGCAACAUUUGUUGGCCUCGGAUGGGUUUUUGGAACGACAAGCUCGGAUCUUGCCCAUCAUACAAAAAGAGCCACUCUUCUCCAAAGACCAGCAACAAAACCUCUCCAGACCGGAAAGGUUCAAGCUAGGACUUGCGCGCGCAAAGCUGCUACGCCGAAUGAAAGACACGCAUAAAUGGAGCCACCUCGAAUACCAGAUGGCCGAGUACCUGGUCGACGAUGUGUCGCCAUACUUCCUGCACGUGGAGAUGUUCAUCACGACCAUCCGCGAGCAGGCCAGUGAAGAACAACAAGCGUACUGGCUUCCUCUAACAGAGUCCUGGAAAAUUAUUGGUGCAUAUGCACAGACAGAACUGGGACAUGGAAGCAAUGUCCGUGGCUUGGAGCUUGAGGCGCGUUGGGAUAACCAAACGAAGGAGUUCGUGCUGCAUAGCCCAACCCUUACAGCGAGCAAAUGGUGGAAUGGCAGUUUAGGCCGUAUAGCUAACCACGCUAUUGUGGUUGCACAAUUACUUCUCCCGGAUUCCAAUUCGCCAGAUAAAUACAUUUCGCAUGGUCCUCAUCCAUUCAUUGUGCAGGUGCGAGAUAUGAAGACCCAUCAACCGUUGAAUGGGAUUGUUGUUGGAGAUAUUGGUCCAAAAUAUGGCUAUAUCACCAUGGACAAUGCGUACAUGUUGUUUAAUCAGUUCAGAAUUCCACACUCUGCUAUGCUAUCACGAUACUCAAACGUUGAUCCAAGCACCGGAGUUUAUACCAAGCCAGCGCAGCCAGCUCUCAUCUAUGGAUCACUGACCUAUGUGCGGGCGAACAUGGUCCACCGCGCCCGACUCGUCCUCGCACGAGCAGUGACCGUUGCAGUGCGUUACAGCAGCGUGCGACGUCAGUUCCAAGAUCGAGACGGUGACAAGAAGGGACCGGAGAUGUCUGUUUUGGAUUAUCCGACUGUCCAAAUUCGAAUCCUUCCUCUCCUUGCCACGACCUUUGCACUUCACUACACGGGUCUUGCGAUGCAGGAAGUCUACCAAAAUGCGCGUCAGGAUAUCGGGAAGGGAAAUUUUAAUUCUCUGGCUCAUAUGCACAGUAUGUCUUCUGGAUUGAAGAGUCUCUGCACUAUUCUCACUGCAGAUUGUAUUGAGACGUGCCGACGUGCCAUGGGUGGCCAUGGGUUUGGCGGCGGAAGCGGCUUGAUCCAGGUCAAUAAUGAUUACCUCUCUAAGCCCACUGUUGAGGGUGAUAAUUGGAUGAUAACGCAGCAGGUUGCGGCGUAUCUUAUCAAGAAGAUGACCGCUGCGGUUAAGUCGCCUGAUACUGCCGGCGUCGAUGAGACUGAGGCUCAGUUCAAAGAAUUCAUCCGCAACAAGCGUCUUCCAGGAUCAAAAAAGGCGACAUACAAGAGUUUGGACAGUGAUUUGGACAUUGUUAAGAGCUUUGAACUAAGAGCUACCGCCAUGGCAUACGACGCAUAUGAACAAAGAGUCAUAAAGAAGCAAAAUUGGAACAGUCUUCUCAUUCAGCUUCAUAAACUAAGUCGUGCCCAAUCCGAAUCAAUAAUCGUCGCGACCUUCUACAAUGCCCUAUCCAAUGACAAAACCCUCUCAGCACCAAUCAAAGCUGUUCUCUGGGACUGCUACCGCCUGUUCGCAUUAUACAGCAUGGAGAACGAAAGCUUCGAAUUCUUCCGCUCCAACGCCGUCUCCCAAGCCGAUCUGGAUACCCUAGCCAGUCGAGUCCAAGACCUAAUGGCGCGUAUUCGACCACAUGCGGUGAAACUUGUUGACUCGUGGAUGAUUCCUGAUUAUUUAUUGGAUAGUGCGCUGGGACGACAUGAUGGCCGUGUGUAUGAGGACCUAUUUAAUCGCGCCCACCGGUUGAAUCCGCUGAACCGGAUUACGUUCAAUCCAAAUUAUUGGGAGGAUGAGAUUGUGAAGGGGAGUGGGGAUAAUGGGUGUGGUAUUUUGUCAAAGCUGUAG